UAUUCGUGUCUUCUCAGCUGACGGACGCACACGCCGAUGUUCGGUAGCGCUAUUUUCACGCUUUUCCGGCGAGAUUUUUUCCACCGCCAGGAAAAUUCGACUGUGAUUGUGAUAAAGCGAGCACGCGUUAACGCAUCGUGACCACCUAUCGUUUGGCACCUCCGUUCCAUUGCUGUUGCAUCACUGUUGUGAUUUGUGUGCGAGAAAGUGAUACCAUCGUUUAAAUGUGAAAAGUUUUUUGGGGAGAAAUUUUGAAGCUCCGUACCACUCACCUUCCCCGACACGUGCGUCUUUCAUCCAGCAAGUGGCUGACAAAAAUUUGGCCUCCCAUGCGUGAGUGAGUGUGCGUGUGUUUACAAAAGCAUUCGUGCGGGAUACCUUGGCGGUUGACCCUCAGCACCGAUUGUGUGUCGGGCGAUGGGUGUUGUGUAGCGUGAGUGAGUGUGAGCGGCGUAGAAUUUGUUAUUUUUAAUUCCCGCCCGUUCCUUUCGCGAUACUUUGCAAUGUUGCACAUUUCACUUUUUCGCACGUUGCACACGAUCUGACCGGGUGGUGUUGCAUGUGUGUUUCGUCAGUCUGGCGAGAGCGCCAUUCUCCAUAGUUACGCCUGGUGCCGGUGUGCAAAACAAUCCUUCUCCGUUCCCGUUUGUUUCGCUGGUUCUGGUGACCAAGAUGAGUGAGCAGAGUGCGUGUUAGUGCCUAAAAACCCUUCCACUGGAAAUCGGUAACACGUAUUAACCUCCAAAUUGCGAUUAGUAAUCGUUUAUCAGUUGGUUGUGCAAACCAAAGGCCUGCGCAGUGAUAGGGGAAACCGGGAGUGAUUGGUUUCGGAGGGCAACAGUGAUUAAUAGCAAGCAAACCCUUCUUGCUGAAGGUCUUCCGGGAUUAGGUUGUGCAGCAGAGAGAGUGUUGUGAUUCUGGUCCGCCAGUCCGAUGCUUGGAUCCAACGUUGGUCCAUCCGCCGUUCCGUUCCAAAGGUCACAUCAGCAAGAGCAGAGCAAGUUAGCGCUUUCGUAUAGCGUGGUUGUUGUAUGGUGUACUAGCUGCACGUGCACAAAGUAAAAACACCUUCAUUAACAAACCAAUCUCAUCGAACCAGCAAAAGUGUUUGCAUGUGUGUGUGUGUAUGUGCGCGCGGUAACAACUUCAAACGUCAUUACCAGCAGUGCCUACUUAUAUAAUUUGGCCCGUCUUCAAGAAGGGAUUGCGUUGUCUUCAUUCAACGAUCAACGCUGCAGUGAUUAGGCAUAUGAUCAUUGAUAAGCUGCCGGCAUCUCGCACCUUCCUCGUGGCAUCAUGGCGUCAUCGUUCGGUGUGUGGGACUAUGUUGUGUUCAUCGCUAUGCUGCUCGUGUCCGCCGGGAUCGGAGUGUAUUAUCGGUUUUCCGGUGGCAAACAGAAGACUAACACGGAGUACCUGCUGGCCGAUCGCAACAUGUCGAUCUGGCCGGUGUCAUUCAGCCUGAUGGCUAGCUUCAUGUCCGCGAUCACGUUGCUGGGUGUGUCGAACGAAAACUACCAGUUCGGUACACAGUUCGUGGCCAUCAACCUUUCGUACGGGCUUGCCACACCGAUCGCGGCCUACCUCUUCCUGCCAGUAUUCUUCCGCCUGCAGGCCUGCAGUGCGUACGAGUAUCUCGAGAAACGGUUCGGCAAAAAGACACGGCUAGCCGCCUCGCUCGCUUACACCCUGCAGAUGAUACUGUACAUGGGCAUUGCCGUGUACGCGCCGGCCCUCGCCCUGCAGGCCGUGACCGGGCUCGACCAGGCGUACUCGAUCCUGGCGAUCGGUGGCAUCUGCACGUUCUACUCGACGAUCGGGGGCAUGAAGGCGGUCCUGUUUACCGACGUCUUCCAGUCGGUGCUUAUGUUUGCCGCCAUCUACGCGGUCAUUAUUUGCGCUGCCGUGAAAGCCGGCGGACUGGGACCGAUAUGGGACGCGGCGUCCGAAGGUGGCCGGUUGGAGAUUUGGAACUUCGAUCCAAACCCAACGACGCGACACACCUGGUGGUCACUGACGAUCGGUGGAAUGUUUACCUAUCUAUCCCUGUAUGCCGUCAACCAGACGCAAGUGCAGCGGCUCAAAACGGUGAAGAACUUAAAGUCCGCCCAGAAAGCCCUCUGGCUGAACUGGCCCAUUCUUUCACUGCUCAGUCUCAGCACAUCGUUCAGCGGGCUGGCGAUCUACUACUUCUACCGCAACUGUGACCCACUGCGGCAGGGUCGCAUCAAGGUGCGCGAUCAAACGAUGCCACUGUUCGUCGUCGACGCUAUGGGCGAUAUGCCCGGGCUGCCCGGGCUGUUCGUGUCCGGUAUCUUCUCCGCCAGCCUGUCCACCGUAUCGGCGGCCCUCAACUCGCUGGCGGCCGUCACGCUCGAAGACUACCUGAAGCCGCUGUACCAGAAGGUGAAGCGAAAACCACUGCCCGACCUGCAGUCGAGCUUCCCGAGCAAAGUGAUGGCGUUCCUGUACGGUGUGAUCUGCAUAGCGGUCGCAUUCCUCGCACAGAAGAUGGGCGGCGUGCUGCAGGCAUCGCUCACGAUAUUUGGCGUCGUCGGUGGACCACUGUUUGCGCUCUUCACCAUGGGAAUGUUCACCACGCGUGCCAAUCAGCGGGGCGUGAUAACGGGACUGCUCGUGGGGCUAUCAUUUUCCCUGUGGAUAGGCUUCGGCCAGCCAAGGCCACCGCUAAAAACGCUCGACUUUUCCGUGGAGGAUUGUUCCGACUUUGGAGGGUUCAAUCAGACCAGCCUACCGCUCGCGAUGGCCCAGCGGGCGGCAGAGCCGCGCGACGACUCCGACUACUUCUACAUGUACCGACUGUCUUAUCUGUGGUUUAGCGUGCUCGGCUAUCUGGUGACGUUCGUCGUCGGGUACGGUACCAGCCUGGUGCUGCGCUGGCGCGGUGCUCACGGCACCGAGCGCAUCUACCUCGACGAGCAGCGUAACUACAUCAACACGGACCUGUUUUCGCCCCCGGUUGCCCGCGCCAUGAAGCAGCGGAUGGCCAAGUUUAUCGAGAACGGUGGAGAUAUUGAUGCGACAGCGAGGCAGCACUCGAGCAGUGUGGACAUUCCGGUGGCCGAUAAGCAUGGCAGUGCCAGUCCGCUUUAAAAAGGCCGUGUCGGAUUGUUCAUGCACCUGCCACCAACCGCCCCCAACCCUUCCACGCUAUAUCCCACCCCUACAUCCCAUCCAGCGGCUGUGGAGGAUAGUGAUGUUCCACUCAUCAACCGAAUCGCGCACCAAGCGUGUGCGCGUGUGUGCUUCGAUCCUUUAGAAGGAUCACGACUUAAGGACGCCGUCGGUUUUGUGCAGGCGUGCUACAAAAAAAUCAAGUCUUCCAAUACAAUGCGCGACGCACUAUCCCAUCGGUAAAUACCAAAUAGAAACGUUUGUAAGCAGCGUUUGCUAAGACGACUAUGCACAACGAUCGGCGGAUGGUUUGUGCCCGGUUUCGGUUUCGGGAAUGCGGAAUAUUUCCUGCAGCCGAACGAACCACCGAGACCAACGAGACAAAUAAGUGUAGGUAGUAAAUUAGGCGCCAGCAACUAGUAAUGCUGUGCACACUGCAAAAGGUACUUCAGAUAGCGUUUUGUUGGCUUUUGUUUUUUGUUUCGUUGUUUCGCUAGGCCGUAAUUAAAUGUGAGCGAUUGUAUAUGUGAUGAUGCGUGUGCGAUGUAUAGUAGGAGUACGGCAACCGAGUUGCCGCGAACCAUAGCGUUGUAAAAGUGUGUGUGUGUAUGUCUGAGUGUCAGCAGGGAUCGUGAUCGUGUGCAGCGAACUAGUAGUAGGCAGUAGUAGGAAAAAUAAAACCCAACCCUCUAAGAACGGUA
Anopheles stephensi (Asian malaria mosquito) is the source of this 3836-nucleotide messenger RNA. RefSeq names its product putative sodium-dependent multivitamin transporter. The record is from RefSeq and is a predicted model, not a curated record. Lineage: Eukaryota; Metazoa; Arthropoda; Insecta; Diptera; Culicidae. The coding region runs from base 1297 to 3114 and encodes 605 amino acids. Gene Ontology annotation, molecular function: symporter activity. Gene Ontology annotation, biological process: transmembrane transport; sodium ion transport. The transcript has 7 exons. Gene Ontology annotation, cellular component: membrane.